AUGCACUUCAAUAAAGACUGUCGGUUCCAUGAUCACAAGUGCCAGUCUUGCGGCAAAGUUGGUCACCGUGAAGGCUAUUGCGCUUGUUUCUCUAAGUCCACGCAUCACAACAAGAGCAACAGCGGUGCGAAGAACACGAGAAAAGAGAAAAAGCGCAAAACAUCAACAAAAACACUGGCCGUACACAAAGUUGGAGCUGGAAGAAAAUUUGUCGAUGUAAACAUCAACAACGUCCCUCUUCGACUGCAACUGGACACCGGGUCGGAUAUUUCGAUCCUAUCGCAUCGAUCUUGGGUCAAACUAGGAAAACCCAAACUGUGUUCAGCAAGAUGUCGGGCCAAAACAGCUUCUGGCGAGCCGCUAGAUCUCACGGCGGAACUGCAGUGCCAAAUCACCAUCAACGGCUGCACAAAAAGCGGGAUUGACUGGCUGGAAUUGUUUAAUUUGUGGGACCGCCCAAUCAGUGCCCUAUGCAACAAAGUUGACGCUCUAUCUACGCCAAGUGUGUCGGCUUUGCAAGCACGGUUUCCCGAAGUGUUUACCUCCGUAAUGGGCCUCUGCAACAAAUCGCCUGUUCGGUUGGUACUCAAAGGCAAUCCCAAACCGAUCUUUCGCCCGAAACGACCAGUUGCGUACAGCAUGGAGGCGUUGGUGGAAGCCAAGCUCCUUCGCCUGCAGGAGCUAGAAAUCAUCAAGCCGGUAAACUUUUCUGAUUGGGCCGCUCCUAUCGUGGUGGUCCGCAAGCCGAACGGAUCCGUACGGAUAUGCGCCGAUUUUUCGACUGGCUUGAACGAUGUUCCCGAGCCAAACCAAUAUCCACUGCCCUUACCCGAGGAUAUUUUAGCUCGGAUGUCCGGAUGUCGAUUCUACAGUCAUAUCGACUUAUCCGAUGCCUACCUUCAGGUGUUGGUGGAUGAGGAUAGUCAACCGCUGCUAACUAUAAACACCCACAAAGGCCUAUUUCAAUUCACCAGGCUUUUACCGGGAAUCAAGGCGGCCCCCGGUGCAUUUCAACAGCUGAUCGACACUAUGCUAGCCGAUCUUCGUUACGCUAUCGGCUACUUAGACGACAUCUUAGUGGGUGGCCGAACUGAGCAGGAACUCCAAACCAACGUUGAUCUGGUCCUCCAGCGGAUGAAAAGUUUUGGAUUUACGGUCCGCAUAGAAAAAUGCUCUUUCUUUAUGCGGGAAGUGAAAUAUCUCGGCCAGAUUCUGGAUGGCAACGGCAUACGCCCAGAUCCAGACAAGAUAGCACCCAUCGUGAACAUGCCGCCCCCACGACGUCCCAACACUGCGUUCGUACCUGGGCGCGGUAAACUAUUACGGCAAAUACGUCAAAGAAAUGCGCCAGCUUCGACAUCCGAUGGACCAGUUGCUGAAAAGUGGCACCAAUUGGAACCCAUCGUGUCGGCAGAUGCUUCGAACGUUGGAAUCGGAGGCCGAAUUGCCCAUCGUUUCCCUGAUGGCACUAUCAGAGCUAUUUGCCACGUAUCCCGCAGUCUGACUGCGGCUGAAAGUAACUACAGCCAGAUAGAAAAGGAAGGAUUGGCCUUGGUGUUCGCGGUGACUCGAUUCCACCGCAUGGUUUUUGGUCGACGGUUCAUUCUUGAAACUGAUCACAAACUAUUAUUAUCGAUCUUCGGUUCCCGGAAAGGCAUUCCCGUCUAUACAGCCAACCGGCUACAAAGAUGGGCCUUAACGUUGCUGCUGUACGAUUUUGAAAUCCGUUACAUUUCUACGGAUUCUUUUGGUCACGCUGAUAUUUUGUCACGUCUAAUCAACCGACAUGUUCAGCCAGAAGAAGAUUUCGUCGUUGCUUCCCUGGAACUGGAGCACACCGUCAGGAGUGUCAUGAACCAAACGCUUUCUGCUUUACCGUUAUCAUUCAAGGCGGUGAAGGCAGAAACCCACAACGAUGACAUUCUUCAACAAAUUGCUCGUUUCGUCGAUUCUGGAUGGCCCUCCAAACAGUCGACUAUCGUCAACAGUGACAUCCAGAAAUUUUAUCAGCGACGCGAUGGUCUUUCCAUGGUUGCUGGUUGCCUAAUGUAUGGUGAACGGCUAGUAAUCCCCGCAAAAUUCCAAAAGCAAGUGCUGCAUCAGCUGCACAAAGGGCAUCCAGGAAUCGAGCGAAUGCGGUCCAUCGCUCGCCAGUACGUCUACUGGCCUCUAAUCGACGAAGACAUCUCCAAGCUUGUAAGGGCCUGCAGCGAAUGUGCCAGUGUCGCCAAAACGGAACGCAAAGUCAACCUUGAAUCCUGGCCGACACCAGAAAAACCUUGGCAGCGGGUGCAUGUGAACUAUGCCGGUCCCCUAGAUGGUAACUACUAUCUGAUUAUCGUCGAUUCGUUCUCCAAGUGGCCGGAAGUUAUCCGCACGCAAGCUAUUACAUCCAGUGGUACCAUGCGAAUGCUUCGAGGAGUUUUCGCAAGAUUUGGAGCACCAGAAACAUUGGUCUCAGAGAAUGGCACCUGUCAAUGGAGGGACCGUCAUCUUGGAGGGACCGUCAUCUUGGAGGAACCGUCAUCUUGGAGGAACCGAUGCUUUCACUUCGAGAUUAGUCAAACGAAUGAGCCCAACUGCGCUGGCACCCAGUUCACCAGCGAGCAGUUCCAACGAUUUUGCGAAACGAAUUCCAUCACGCAUCUAAGAACUGCACCGUUUCAUCCCCAAUCGAACGGCCUUGCUGAAAGGUUCGUCGAUACUUUCAAGAGGUCCCUCAAGAAAAUCAGCGCAGGGGGAGAAGCCUUAGACGAAGCCAUCGACACAUUUUUGCUCUGCUAUCGGUCGACACCCUGUCGCAGCGCACCGGGUGGGAAAUCUCCGGCAGAAGUCCUUCUAGGUAGACCGAUCCGAACAUCACUGGACCUCUUGCGCCCUCCAUCAGCUGUUUUCCCGAACGAAAGUGGCCAAGACGAGCAGUUCAACCGGAAACACGGAGCCAAGCCGAGAAAUUAUGUACCACAAGACCUCGUUUGGGCUAAAGUAUUCCGGAACAACAAAUACUCUUGGGAACCGGGCCGUGUUCUCGAGCGUAUAAGAAAGGUGAUGUACAACAUUUGGUUGCCAGGCCUAGCUAUUUUGAUCCGUUCCCAUUGCAACCAACUACGUAUCAGGCAUGAAGCGGGAGGCCAUCAAUCAACUUCUUCUGAAUUCCAACUACCGCAAGUCCCUCUGAACAUUCUGCUAGAUAGCUGGGGACUUGGUAACAGCAAUCCUUCAUCGGAACAAGUCGCGCCAUCAGCUUGGAGUCUGCCACAAGAACUCCUGACGGAUUUGCAGCCGCAGCCUCCGCCACGCCGCCACCGUUCUACCCUUAGACGUGAUCAACCAACGGUUUCUCUUCGCACAUCUUCGCGAGCUCGAAGGCAGCCUGUGUGGUACGAGCCGUAUCAUCUCUACUAA
Molecule: messenger RNA, 3405 nt
Organism: Uranotaenia lowii
Lineage: Eukaryota; Metazoa; Arthropoda; Insecta; Diptera; Culicidae
Exons: 5
Coding region: 1-3405 (1134 amino acids)
Biological process (GO): DNA integration
Molecular function (GO): nucleic acid binding
Source: RefSeq, a predicted model, not a curated record